Messenger RNA from Megalops cyprinoides (Indo-Pacific tarpon), 5092 nucleotides. RefSeq names its product tight junction protein 3 (gene tjp3). The record is from RefSeq and is a predicted model, not a curated record. Bases 36 to 3953 code for a protein of 1305 amino acids. Gene Ontology annotation, biological process: establishment of endothelial intestinal barrier; protein localization to cell-cell junction; cell-cell junction organization. The transcript has 31 exons. Lineage: Eukaryota; Metazoa; Chordata; Actinopteri; Elopiformes; Megalopidae. Gene Ontology annotation, molecular function: cell adhesion molecule binding. Gene Ontology annotation, cellular component: plasma membrane; bicellular tight junction.
GUCUCCAGCCGUACGACAACACGCAGAAACCAGACAUGGAGGAAAUGACCAUAUGGGAGCAGUACACUGUAACACUAAACAAGGAUCCCAAGAUGGGCUUCGGGUUUGCCUUAUCCGGAGGGCGGGACAAGCCCAACCCGGAGACGGGCGACACAGUUGUGGUUUCAGACGUGGUGCGAAAUGGACCAGCAGCAGGGAGAUUACAAAUCCGGGAUCAAAUCGUCAUGGUGAAUGGGGUUUCCAUGGAAAAUGUCACUUCUGGCUUCACUAUUCAAAACCUCAAAUCCUGCGGCAAAACUGCCAACAUUACUGUGAAGAGGCCUCGUAAAGUCCAGCUCCCUGCGAGCUCCCGGCCUUCCCGCGCCGCCUCCCAGUCCAACCUGCUGAACGAGGAGCCGCCUGUGGGCAGGAGGCCCCGCCGCGGCUCAGACUCAGGCAGCGACCGCAGUUACGGUCGCCGGGGCAACGCCCGCAGCUCCACCCCUGACCGCAACGGACAUUCCCUCCCCCUCAUGUCGGGCUUCAAGAGGCUGCCCAACCAAGACGUGAACAAGCCCAUCAGAGCCACACUGCGGAAGAAGAAACUCACAGAUGAGUACGGGCUGAAGUUAGGUAGUCAGAUCUUUGUCAAACAUAUGACGUCCACUGGCCUGGCUGCCAAGGAAGGGACCUUGCAAGAGGGGGACCUCAUUCUCAAGAUCAAUGGAAUGACCACAGAAAACCUGUCCUUGCUGGAAACCAAGCACCUGGUGGAGAAGUCAAGGGGCAAACUAACUAUGAUGGUUCUGAGAGAUGACAGGAAGUUCCUGGUCAGCAUCCCUGAGGUGGAAGACAGUGCCCCCAACAGUGAGGAGGACAGACAUGGAAACAGCAGUUCAGAGCUUGAGGACAUUUCUGAUUUGGAAUCAGUGAUCCCAUCCCCGACAAGGGAACGCGUGUCCCGUUCCGAGACAAAGGAGCGACGUGCACGCAGAACUCGAGCAGAAGCUGCCCCCCCAUCCAAGUACCACGACUCUCCCCCCUUGCGCUCUACACUCACCAGGCCUACUCGCAGAGCCCCUUCAGAUUCAGAGUCUGAUCGCAGCGCCUCACCCCCUCCUGGCAGGGACACGCUCGAUAGGAAGGACCCCAUGAGCAAGUACAGACCUCUCUCUGGAUUGUCUUUGCCCAACCCUCGGUCCUCCCCCAUCUCCCACAGCCAGGACUCUGCACAUUGGGCACCUCCGCGUGCCUCCUCCGCUGCCUCUCGGCCACGGAAAGAAGUUUCAGAGUCCGAGUCAGACCGAAGCGCAUCACCCCCCCCUCGACGGGACAGCCCCAAGAUGGAGAAUCAGAUGAGAUACAAAGUGUUGCCUGACCUGCCCCCCCCAGGCAUCCGUGCCUCCCCUCUCACCCUGCAGCACGACCUGCCCCGCCGAGGCCCCUCCCCCCGCAGACUACCACCGGAAGAUGAUUCAGAUUCAGACUCGGAUGGCAGCUCUGGGCCCCCCCGCAGGCAAGGUACCCCAGCCAGCUUGGACUCCAGGAGCCGAUACAGAGGGACUCCUGAGGUCUCUCAGCCACCCCCCAGCAUGGAGCCCCCACGAUGGAUCACCCCCACUGUGAGGGACUCUCCUGUUGGACGGGGUCAAUCCGGAUCUGAGUCGGAAGCCAGCUAUCCGUCUGUCCCCAGACAAGGCACCCCAGACAGCAGGAGCUCAAAAGACUCCAGAGGAAGACACAGAGUUCUCCCUGAGAUGCAGUCAUCCCCUGCCCUGCUGAAACAGGCCUCCCCUCAAAGAAGCCCCUCUCCUGCCAGACCUCCCCCUGAAGAUUCUUCAGAGUCGGAGCGCGCCCCAUCUCCUCCCAUGAGAUAUGAGAGCACAGACAAUGACAGCACCCACAGGAUUCCACCAUCUGUCAACGGCACUCUGCGCUCUGAAGUGUUCGUGUCGAGUAGCCCUGUGGUACACGCCACAACUCAAGAGGAGCCCCUUUACUCCUUACCCCCAGACUCCCCCACGUUAGAUACACCUAACUUAGGGUACAGCUCAGAUCUGAACAGGGUGCAGUUUGUGAAGGAGGGGAGUGUGGGGUUGCGGCUGGUGGGUGGAAAUGACGUGGGAAUCUUCGUUGGAGGGGUGCAGCCCAACAGCCCAGCCCAGCAGCAGGGCAUGAAGGAGGGAGAUCAGAUAAUGCAGGUGAAUGGAGUGGACUUUGGCCACUUCACACGAGAGGAGGCUGCCAUGUUCCUACUCAACAUCCACAGAGGAGAGCCGGUGGACAUUCGCACCCAGACCAAGAUGGACAUUUACAAGAAGAUUCUCAAGUCUAACCUUGGAGACUCCUUCUACAUCCGCACACACUUUGACCAUGAGGCAGAGGGCCCCACUGGCCUGAGCUUUACCCGAGGGGAGGUGUUUCGAGUAUUGGACACAAUGCAUCGUGGGAAGCUUGGAAACUGGCGAGCUGUGCGCAUGGGCAAUGACCUGCAUGAGUUGGACAAGGGCACCAUCCCCAAUAUGGCCAGGGCGGAGACCAUGGCAAGCUUGGAGCAGGCCCAGAGGGCCAGUGGAGCUGACCGACAGUCCUCCGGAGCCAGGGCAGAGUUCUGGAAGCUACGGGGUCUAAGAGGGGCCAAGAAGAAUGUCCGUAAGAGUCGCGAUGACCUUCUUCAGCUCACCAUCCAGGGCAAAUAUCCUGCAUAUGAGAGAGUCCUGCUGAGAGAAGCUGGCUUUAAACGUCCCAUAGUGAUUCUGGGUCCUCUAAAUGAUAUCGCCAUGGAGAAGCUGGCCAGAGAAAUGCCUGACGAAUUUCAAGUGGCAGGGAUGGUCCCUCGCAGUGGUGGGGAGGGCUCCUCUACUGUCAUUAAACUGGACACAGUGAGGCAGAUCGCUGAGAGAGACAAGCACCCCCUGUUGGACAUCACACCUACAGCAGUGGAGAGGCUCAACUACAUUCAGUACCACCCACUUGUGCUUUUCCUGGAUCCACACAGUCGCAAGGAUGUGAAGACCAUGAGGCAACGCCUCUCUCCUCAGUCUAACAAGAGCUCGCGCCGCCUCUAUGCCCAGGCCCUGAAAAUAAGGAAGCACUACAGCCACCUCUUUGCUGGGCGUAUUGACCUCCAGCCCAGUUCUAAUGUGUGGUAUGAGAUUCUGAAGGAGAAAAUCCGCCACCAUCAGUCCAAGCCAGUGUGGGUCUCAGAAGUCAUGCUGGAGGGUGGCGGAGAGGAGGAGCUAGACGCACUCACCCGGACGCAGUCCUCUGAUUACCUAAGCUGUGAUAGUCGGGCCACCAGCGACUAUGAGGACACAGAUGGUGAGGCCUAUACAGACGGUGAGCCCUACACUGACAACGACCUGGACCUUGAAGAGUCUUUCAAUGAUGGAGAUAGAAACCUGACAGCCAGGCAUGCGGGGGCAGCGCUGGCUCGAUCCUCGGAGCCCGCCUCAGAACAGGACAGCUCCAUGCCUGAAUUCAUUGCCGAACCCUACCCCGACGCCGAGUCCCCCACCUGGGAGAUUCCACCCAUUCUGCACGUGCCUGAGCCACGGACCCUCCGCCAAGUUUCCAGCAGCCCUCCCCAUUCGGUUGACAUCCCUUCCCCUCACAGCUUCUCAGACUCUCCCUCUGAGUUCGGCACUGCUGACCCUGCCGUCCCCUCCACGCCCUCUGAUGGGCCCCCUGACUUCCGAGCUCCGGACCCACCCAUCCUAGAUACCUUCCCUGAGCUCCCACUUGCAGAAGCACUCCCAGAAAAGCCAGAGGCUGUCACGCUAAACGUCAUUGAGGAGAAACUCCGGCAGACUCGUAUGGCUGAACCACAGGAGAGAAAACACUCGCCACAGUUCAUUGUGUUGGCUCACCAUCAGGCAGUGCAGGAGAGGCGCUUUCAAAUCCAGGGCAGCGAUAGCUCUGAGGACAAUGACGAAUCUGAUGAUAUUGAAUGGGGCCCAGCAACAGAACUCUAGAGCACAUGGAAUUCUACCAAUGAAGCUGGGACUCUACCAAGGCCAUGUCACAAAAGGGAUUCUACCAAGGCCAUAUCACAAAUGCAAGGACCAUUCCAAGGUUGCAGGUCUAUGGGAUGCUGUUACUUUGCCCCGGAAGAACCUCUGGGCAUUGGGACCGUCACUUCUGAGACACUGUGAUCAAAUCUGUCUUCAGUGGUGUGGGAUGUUUUGGACAUUGUUGCAGAAUCUCAGGGGAAAUCAAAAUACAAAAAUAUGGCAGAGCACUUUACCGUGCUGAACGGCUUCAACUGGAAGAGCUUUUUAAGAAGAGAAAAAGGAGACUUGCUGAAAAUAAUUCAUACGGUUCUCUGACGUUUAGCAACUGACAGUGAAUGAAACAUUUUAUUUUUUAAUGUACAUAUUUCCAGUUAUUUUAUCUUAAUUGUAAAAUAUUGUGAUACUGUACUGACUAAGACAAGUUGGUAUUGGCAAUAAGAUCCAUGGUGAUGUUAAAGGACUAUUAGAGCUGCUUAGGUCACCUUUUGCAGCUGUUCUGAAAUUUUAUUUUGAUGUUUCUACAGAUAUGAGUUUAUGCAAAUUAACUUGUGCCCCUAUUUUAGUAAAAUAUGGUCCCUGAUGGACAGAUAUCCAAGGGAAGUAUUUCAUCAGUCAUAAUCACAUGUGUAGUUUGAGAUCCAGAUGGUCAGUAGGAGAUUUGGAUGGUCAGAUUACCUACAACAACAAAUGGUUGCUGAUUUCACUGUUAAGGUUCUUGGUGGCUUUCAUCAUGAAGCCAGGAAUAUAUGCUGUAAAUUCCAUCAUCUUUUAUAAAAUUUUAUUUACUUCAUCCUUGUCAGGGUAAUGGCCCGAUUGUUUAGAAAUGAAACGCCAUUCGAAUCACAUUAUGAGAGAGCAACUGUGCAGUAAUAGAUGUCAACAACAGAUGCCCUCAUAUCCUGCAAUGACAUGUUAAAUCAGCAGCACAUAAAUAUGCCCCCCCACCCCCCCACCCCACUCUUUAUUGAUAAUACAAUAACGCAAUUCAAAAUGCUGAAACUACCGUAUGUGACUGUGAUUCUGAGGACCUCCUGAAAAAUCAAAAUACUGUUUCUGCACAGCGAAGGUUUUCUGGUGGUAAAUUUAUCAAUUUUUAUAUA